Messenger RNA from Prorocentrum cordatum, 1050 nucleotides. Lineage: Eukaryota; Dinophyceae; Prorocentrales; Prorocentraceae. The record is from the annotation of a GenBank genome assembly.
AUGCCGCUGGAGCUGGAGGAUGCCUGGGCGAUCGUCGGGCCAUUUGGCUCGUACCAGAGGACGGCGAUCCUCAUCGCGGGCGCCGGCUGGGCCGCGGGGGCCUGCCCCGCGCUGAUCAUGCCGUUCAUCACGGCCCCGCCGUCCUGGAGGUACCUGGACGAGCCGGCGGGGUUGGAGUUCACCUCGGGGGAAGGUUGCGAGAACGUAUUCAUUGCGUCGAGGAGCUGGGAGUGGGUGAGCCCGCUGACCAGCCUGAACUCGGACCUGACCUCCGGCCCGGCCACGCCGUGCUCCGCGGGCGCCUCCCAGGCCGUCUGGGCGUCCACCGCCUUCUUCCUCGGCGUGCUCUGCGGCGCCCCGGUGCUCUCCGCCUGGGCGGACGUGCGCGGCAGGAGACCCCUCUUGUUCGGCUGCCUGCUGGCGAUGAUGGCCGCGCAUGGCGCUUCCGCCCUGUCGCACAGCUUCUUCAUGUACUCUCUGUGCAGAUUUGUCACGGGCUUCUUCAACGGAGGCGCGGGCAUCAUGUGUUUCGUCUACCCGUCAGAGGUCGUGGGGAAGGAGUUCCGCGGCCAGGUGAUGCUGUGGGUCAGCCUGGGCUGGUCCGCUGGCGCAUUGGGCCUGACGGCCACCGCGUAUUUGGUGAGAGGCUGGAGACCGCUGACACUGGUGACGGCGCUGUCGGGUGGAGUGUUUUUGCUCGGCCCCAUCCAGUACAUCUCGUGGGACCAAGAACGGCACCUGCAGAAGGAUGUCGGAGCUCCGCGCGGAUGUCUCGGAUCGGCGCUGGACCCCUCUCCCAGACGCUGCCGGGGGGGGGGUCCAGCACCCACCCAAGGAAUCCACGCGGAGUUCGGACAGCUUCUGUUUCUGUCCGUUCUCUCUCCCUCGAACAUCGAGGAGUCGCCAGGCUUCUGCCUGGCGAAGGGCUGCGCGGACCGGGCCGCCGGCGCCCUCGGGGCGAUCGCCCGCCGGAACGGCGCGUCGGAGGCCGCGCUGGCCCAGCUGCAGGCCUCGGCGGCCCUGCCCGGAGCGGGAGCUAGCGCCGCUUGA